UUUAUCCAGUUUACAAGCGCUAGCUUGGACCCCUCAGACGCAGUAAUUACGCAGAUUAGAAGUCAAACUAUUAAAAAACUUUUUCAAGGCCGAAUUAUCAAAGUAAUAAUGUGGUCUGUAAUCCUUCUGAUAUUUGGAGUUCACCAAGUCUUUGCUGAGCUCCACACUCUUCAGUAUUUCUAUACUGGUACCACAGGUUUACCUGAUUUCCCCCAGUUUGUUGCCGUUGGCAUUGUAGAUGGAAAGGAAAUUGACUACUAUGAUAGCAUCAUUGGGAAGAAUGUUCUGAAACAAGCUUGGAUGGAGGGGAAGCGAGAUGAAAACAGAUACACAGAGAUCAGGAGAGGUCAUCAGGAAUCUUUUGCAAACAACAUUAAGAUUGUUAUGGAACGCUUUAAUCAGACAGUCGGUGUUCACACCUUUCAGUUCAUGUACGGCUGUGAGCUGGUGGAUGAUAGUACCACUGGAGGAUACUUGCAGUACGGUUAUGAUGGAGAAGACUUCCUCAGCUUUGAUAAGAAGACACUCACCUGGACUGCUGCUAAUUCUCAAGCUGCCAUCACUAAAAACAAAUGGGAUGCUGACAGAGCUAAUAAUGAAUACAGGAAAGCAUAUCUGGAGAAAGAAUGCAUUGAGUGGCUGAGGAAGUAUGUGAGCUACGGCAAGAACACUCUGGAGAGAAAAGCUGCACCUCAGGUUUCUCUGCUGCAGAAGGACUCCUCGUCUCCAGUUAUCUGUCAUGCUACAGGUUUCUACCCCAGCAACAUCAUGAUGACCUGGAAGAAAAACCAAGAUGAUCAUAAUGAGGAUGUGGAGGUCAGUUCAACUUUACCAAACGCAGAUGGAUCAUUCCAGAAGAGCAUCAGUCUCUCAGUGAAGCCUGAGGAGUGGAAGAAGAAUCCAGAUGUCUACAGAUGUGUGGUUCAACAUGUGGGAGCAGAGAAAGAGAUUGUUGUCCUGCUGAAUGAAAAGAACAUCAAGUCAAACUCAGCUUCUAACAACAUCAUUGCUAUUGUUGUGGGAUGUGUUGUGGCUUUGGCUGUUCUUGCUGCUAUAAUUGGACUCAUUGUGUGGAAGAAAUCUAAUGGCUAUGGAAAAGCAAGCACCAAUGACAGUGAUUCUGAAAAUUCUGGUCAACCACUGCCAAAAGCAUAAAUUGCUGUGAAAGCUGCAUGUGAGGCCUUUCAUAGUGGAUGUAUGGAAAUAUGGAUGCAUUGGCAAAAAGGAGCUGUAGAAAGGAGAUGGAUUUAUAAGUAAAAUGUUUUGACAGCAGUAAAUCUUUCAUGAAUUUAUUCAAGAGGUUUUUGGUUUAUGCACUUUUUUCUCUUGAUGUCUUAUUGAUUUAACAGCAUAACCAAAUUCUGAGGACCAGUUUCACAGACAAGGCUUAAGCCUAGUUCCAGACUAAAAAGCAUAUCUGAGCUGUUGAAGUAAAUUAAAUAAUAAUUGAAAAUAACUUGCACUGACAUAACUUAAUAUAUAUCAGUGCCAUUGUUUUGUCUUCAGAAACACAAAACAGUAAUGUUUUUGUCUAAAUCACAAUCUACUUAAUUUUCCUAAUUUUCCUAAGGCUUAAUCCAGGCUUCAUUUAAGGCCUGGUUGUGAAACUGAAUGGUAAUUAUUGAAAUACUUUAUUUUAUUUCUUAAAAUGCUUAUUGUAUAGCUAAAUGAUAGCUCAGGAUAUAAUGAAAGCUAUAUAAUAAAUGUGGUAGUAGUUUAAAGUGUAUGUUAAUUUCGAAAAAAUAUUUGGUUUCUUAAAUCUUAACAAAAUGCAAACAUCACUGGCAAUUUUUUGUUAAACCACAUUUUUACUCUUUUUUUACUUUCAUAAAUGUGAUGUAUUUUAAUAACUUUCUUCAUUGUAUAGCUCUAGUUUAUUGUUUUAGUUUGUGAUGGGAUGAAGUUGAUUUGUGAAAUUUUGGUAAAUUUUAUGUAUAGCUUAAUUUUCAUGUUAUUUAACCUACUGAUAUGAUUUUUAAGGGUAAAAGUAAAGAUCUUCUUAAGUGAAUAUUUAUGUUAAAAUUCAAGAGAAUGUUGGGAAAAACUGUUAAAUCUAAAUUAAAUAAAUAAAAAUUCUUCUCUGUC
Molecule: messenger RNA, 2085 nt
Organism: Misgurnus anguillicaudatus (oriental weatherfish)
Lineage: Eukaryota; Metazoa; Chordata; Actinopteri; Cypriniformes; Cobitidae
Source: RefSeq, a predicted model, not a curated record